Messenger RNA from Alnus glutinosa, 915 nucleotides. RefSeq lists its product as uncharacterized. Lineage: Eukaryota; Viridiplantae; Streptophyta; Magnoliopsida; Fagales; Betulaceae. Bases 1 to 915 code for a protein of 304 amino acids. The record is from RefSeq and is a predicted model, not a curated record. The transcript is spliced from 3 exons.
AUGAGCAAUAGCCAGACUAUACAAGAGAUUAAGACCGCCACUAUAAGCAAUAGUCAGACUAUACAAGAACUUAAGGAUGGUUCCAUGGAUUCAAAGCAAUUCACGCAUCAAGAGCAUGUGCAAGCCAUCACCACUUUAAGGUCUAGAAGGCAAGCGGAUAACCAAGUGGCUAUGCCUAAAGAAGCCACGGAGGCAGCUAAAGAUGAGGAAAACCAUGAAAAGCCUGAAAAAGAUCUUGGACCAGACUCUAUUGUUCCAAUUGCUAAAAAGAGUCCCCAGAAGUUUGUUCCCAAAGCUCCGUUUCCAGAAAGACUUACGGCUCCCAAGAAAGGCUCAAAGUUCGAUGACAUUUUGGAAGUGUUCAAACAAGUGCAGAUUAACAUUCCAUUCCUAGAUGCCAUCCAGCAAGUGCCUUCAUAUGCCAAAUUUUUGAAAGAUUUGGUCACCAUCAAGAGAAGAACAAACGUUCCCAAGAAAGCUUUCCUUACUGAGCAGUGUGAUCUCUUACCAUAUUCAUUUUAUGUCCAAUUGGGAUUGGGUGAGAUAAAACCCACUUCAGUGACACUUCAGCUGGCCGACAGAUCUGUGAAAGUCCCAAGGGGAAUCAUUGAAGAUGUUCUGAUCAAAGUUGAUAAGUUCUACUACCCUGUGGACUUCAUCGUUUUAGACACAGAACCGGUUAUGAAUGUGGAGAUUCAGAUUCUAGUAAUACUAGGGCGUCCCUUUUUAGCUACGGCUAAUGCGCUAAUCAACUGUAGGACUGGAGUCAUGAAGUUAUCUUUCGGGAACAUGAUAGUGGAGCUCAAUAUUUUUGAUAUCAGCAGGCAGCCAUUUGAUUAUGAAAGGGCCAGAAGUGCUUACGCAACAGAAGAGAUAGUGGAAGAGAUUGUCAACGAGCCAAUUGUUGAAGACUAG